CUAAGACCUUUGUGCUCUGGGAUUUCUGCUGCUCAUUCAGUGAGAGAGGGACAGCCCAGCAAUGCUAUAGUGACCACUUGGGCAUCUGGGCUUUCUCUAGGUGGAAAAUACUUGGAGUUCCUAAGACAGGGAGUCAAAGGGCAGGAAGUCAACUCCUAUCAAAAUAAAAGAAUACAAGCACAGCUUCAACAGCUAAGGACCAAUAACACUUUGCUGGAAGGACCCCAUAAGGCACAAGAUCUGAGAAGAUGUACCUCCUUGCUACUUUCCAGUUUCUCAUGCUAGCAAUAUCACUGACUAUGACCUCUGUCCAAGGCAAAUGUGACUGUGAACCAAAAACAAAUACAUGCAAUUUUGUGCCCUGUGGAUUGCCUGGGAGCAAUGGGUUACCAGGUCGAGAUGGGAACCAGGGUCCAAAAGGAGAAAAAGGGGACCAAGGACAGAGAGGAAUGCUAGGCCCUCCUGGAAAAGUUGGCCCCAUGGGUAUCAAAGGAGAAAGGGGUCCUCAGGGUCCCAAAGGACCAAAAGGAGACAAAGGAGGAAAUCAAGAACUGAUUUCACUCAAGGCUGAAAUGACUGCUUUGCAAGAAGAAAUGAGGAUGCUGCAGACUUUCAUCAACAAAUAUAGACAAGUUAUGAUAUUGUCUGGUAUCAGAAUUGUGGAUGAGAAAUGGUUUAAGGUAAUGGAAUCUGAAGGGACAUUUGAAGAAGGAAAGAAAAUAUGUUCACAAAGUGGUGCCCAACUGGCAGCCCCCCGGAAUUCCAAGGAGAACAGAGCCCUGCAACAACUGGCCAAACAGUUUGGUAAGAACAUCUACCUGGGCAUGAGUGAUGAGGAAAGAGAAGGCACAUUCCAGUAUCAGAAUGGUCAAACUGUCAGCUAUACCAGUUGGGCAUCUAGAGAACCCAAUGGUGAAAGAAAAGAAAACUGCGUCGAAUUAUACACCGAUGGCGAUUGGAAUGAUAAAAGCUGUGAAUACAAAAUGCUAGUUGUUUGUGAAUUUUAGGCUAUACCAUAAGUUUUUAAGAGGGAACUGGGUUCACUGUUGUUGCUGGCAUCCUCUUAAAGGAUUUCCUGGGCAGGAGCUGUGUCUAUAUUUAUGAGAUAAGUACAGAACUUGGCACUGGUCUUGAUCACUUAAAUAAUGCUGAUCACAAAUUUUCCUGACAUUAUAUCCUCAAGAGAGAGACUUACUUCAAAGGAAAGAUCUAACCAAUCUGGAAUACAAGCCCUGUAGAUAAUGAAAUAGGACUUGGAUGGGGGAAUCUCCCCAAAGACUUUUGGGCUAUGCUUGGGGGAUAUACACAAGAAACCAGUAGGGAAAAUCUGAUGAGAACUGCAAAGAUAGGUUAUGGCCAAAGGGGGAAAGGCCAUUUCAAUUUGGACUCUAAAUAUUGUAGGUGGCAGCUCAAAGAGUGGGAUGUCAUUUUAAAAAGAAUAUAUUUCAACAUUGCAAGUUAUGGCAUGAUAUUGGAAAUAUCACGGGUCAAAAGCAAUUGUAGAAUGACCAGAUUUGCAAGAUGGGUCAAACUAGAGUCCAUGCAAAGCACAAAUCCCCUCUAUAACAGAUGCUCAUCCCAGUUUGAUAGAAAUGACAGAAACAUCAAUACAUUCUGAGGCAGCCUCUUUCCAUUGCUGGCCAGCUCUUCUUCAAAAGUUCCCCCUUAUAACAAAUCCAAAUUACACACACACACACACACACACACACACACACACACACACACUCACCAAAUUUCCAGCCACUGAUCAUAGCUGUCUCCUCUGUAACUGCAUGGGGCAAUUCUAAUCUGUCUUCUACUUACCAUUGUUAACUACGUACAACUUCUACAUACAACUUUAAUUACAAAAAAAAAAAAUUGGAGGUAGGAAUGAUAUUUCUCCUGCCUCAGGCAUUAUCUUUUCCAGGCUAAAUAUCCCUCACUACUCCAACCAUUCUUUUUAUGAUUUGACUUUAAGACUCCUUACUAGCCUCUGUUAGAUUCUUGAGAGCAUACCUUUAUUUGUAUCCCUAAUGCUUGCACAUAAUAGGUGCUUAAUAAAUGUUUGUUGAUCAAUUGA
Messenger RNA from Phascolarctos cinereus (koala), 2059 nucleotides. Its product is annotated as pulmonary surfactant-associated protein D-like. NCBI's taxonomy places the organism in Eukaryota, Metazoa, Chordata, Mammalia, Diprotodontia, Phascolarctidae. The record is from RefSeq and is a predicted model, not a curated record. Gene Ontology annotation, cellular component: multivesicular body.